Messenger RNA from Syzygium oleosum, 984 nucleotides. RefSeq names its product aquaporin TIP1-2-like. Lineage: Eukaryota; Viridiplantae; Streptophyta; Magnoliopsida; Myrtales; Myrtaceae. The transcript is spliced from 3 exons. Gene Ontology annotation, biological process: transmembrane transport; water transport. Gene Ontology annotation, cellular component: membrane. The record is from RefSeq and is a predicted model, not a curated record. The coding region runs from base 97 to 852 and encodes 251 amino acids. Gene Ontology annotation, molecular function: water channel activity.
GCUUUUGGUGCAAGAAGCGAGCGAGCGAGCGAGCAGAUUUGGUUUUCCCUAAGCACUCUAGCAAAAGCGCGAAGAAAAAACCGGAUCUUCCCGAGAAUGCCGAUUUCUAGGAUCGCCGUCGGGUCCCCGGCCGAGGUUGGCCAGGUCGAUGCUCUCAAGGCGGCUCUGGCCGAGUUCAUAUCGAUGCUCAUUUUCGUCUUCGCCGGCGAAGGCGCGGGCAUGGCCUUCAACAAGCUGACUGAUGACGGGUCGACGACGCCCGCCGGCCUCGUGCAAGCGUCGCUGGCCCACGCCUUUGCGCUGUUCGUGGCCGUUUCGGUGGGCGCGAACAUCUCCGGCGGCCACGUGAACCCGGCCGUCACCUUCGGGGCCUUCGUGGGCGGUCACAUAACCUUGGCCAGGAGCGUGCUCUACUGGAUAGCCCAAUGCGCCGGAUCGGUGGUCGCUUGCCUGCUCCUCAAGUUCGCCACCGGCGGAAUGACGACCUCGGCAUUCUCUCUGUCGUCCGACGUGACCGUGUGGAACGCGCUGGUGUUCGAGAUAGUGAUGACCUUCGGCCUGGUCUACACCGUGUACGCGACCGCCGUCGACCCGAAGAAGGGCAACAUCGGGAUCAUCGCCCCCAUCGCGAUCGGCUUCAUCGUCGGCGCCAACAUCCUGGCCGGCGGGGCCUUCGACGGCGCGUCCAUGAACCCGGCCGUCUCCUUCGGCCCCGCCGUCGUGAGCUGGUCGUGGAGCAGCCACUGGGUGUACUGGCUCGGCCCGUUCAUCGGGGCGGGCAUCGCCGCCGUCGUGUACGAGCUGUUCUUCAUCAACCAGACCCACGAGCAGCUCCCCACCACCGAGUUCUAGGGCCGUGAGCCGAUCGAUGUGGAAGUUGUGUUUCUGGUUUCAAAUUGGGUCGGGUCAGUCGUGAGUGUUGUUUCUCUUUGUAUCUGGCUGUUUUUGUCAAUUCUCGUCGCAAGUGAAUCAUUUUUUUUUUUU